Schizosaccharomyces osmophilus is the source of this 1065-nucleotide messenger RNA. It is a transcript of the gene yta4, whose product is annotated as mitochondrial outer membrane ATPase Msp1/Yta4. The record is from RefSeq and is a predicted model, not a curated record. The transcript has a single exon. Gene Ontology annotation, molecular function: ATP binding; ATP hydrolysis activity. The coding region runs from base 1 to 1065 and encodes 354 amino acids. Gene Ontology annotation, cellular component: mitochondrial outer membrane. NCBI's taxonomy places the organism in Eukaryota, Fungi, Ascomycota, Schizosaccharomycetes, Schizosaccharomycetales, Schizosaccharomycetaceae.
AUGCACCCCGGUACGAAAACUACGAUCAAAGAGAUCGCUGUCUAUGCUUUGGCUUUCGGAUGUUCCUGGUAUGCAGCUCGUAAGCUGCUUUCUUCUUUGGAUCCUUACAGACAAAAACGACAAGAUACUGUCUCAAAGAGUCGCCAGAAAUUGGACAACUGGGCAGAAGAGCAUGUUCGAGAUAUAGAAACGGUUGAAUUGGAUGAGUACGAACAGAUGGUAGCGUCUCAGCUAGUCUUGCCAAGCGAAAUUAAUGUAGCUUUCGACGACAUCGCUGGGAUGGACGAACACGUGAAUCAUUUGUUUCAAGAUGUUCUGUUCCCAUUGAAAUAUCCAGAAGUCUUUAAUACACAUAGUGACCUUUUGUCGUCUCCCAAGGGUCUCCUCUUGUAUGGACCACCGGGUUGCGGUAAAACCAUGUUGGCAAAGGCCUUGGCAAAGCAAAGCAACGCUACAUUCAUCAACGUGAGCGUAGGACUUUUAACGGAUAAAUGGUUCGGAGAGUCUAAUAAGCUUGUGGAUGCAUUAUUUUCUCUUGCUCGAAAGUUAGAACCUUCAAUUAUCUUCAUCGAUGAGAUUGAUACUUUUCUUAGACAACGACAGCGUACUGACCAUGAAGCCAUGGCUCAAAUCAAGGCGGAGUUUAUGUCCAUGUGGGAUGGUCUCUUAACAGGUGAAUCUAGGGUUCUAGUACUUGGUGCCACCAACCGCCCUGGAGACAUUGAUGAUGCGAUUCGUCGCCGAAUGCCAAAGGUUUACUCUAUCCCAUUACCCACAAGUAGUCAACGGAGAAAGAUUUUGGAAUUGUAUCUUAAAAGUGUAAAAUUGGAUGAAACCUUUGACUGGAAUGCUGUUGUCGCUUCAACAGCAGGUUUGUCUGGCUCUUACAUUAAAGAAGCAUGUCGCUCCGCAUUGUCUGUUCCACGACGGGAAUUGUUUGCAACUUUUGGUAAUAAUUUAGACAGAAUUAAAAUAGAAAUCGACGACGGGGGACUGCGGCCCUUGAAAACCGAAGAUUUUGUUGCUCAGGAUUCCUUAGAAGGGUUAUCCAUAGACGUCGAAUAG